Molecule: messenger RNA, 991 nt
Organism: Rhinichthys klamathensis goyatoka
Lineage: Eukaryota; Metazoa; Chordata; Actinopteri; Cypriniformes; Leuciscidae
Product: spermatogenesis-associated serine-rich protein 1
Exons: 6
Coding region: 24-740 (238 amino acids)
Source: RefSeq, a predicted model, not a curated record
UCUCUCUUGUCACUUACAGUGAAAUGUCACAGUCAUACACGGAUAUGAAGAAACACACCGACGUCAGUGACUCAUUCUGGAGUUUUGGAAAAGAGCAGGACUUCAAGCCUCACAUUAGACACGUUGAGCCUGUUCUUACUGAAUGUGAUCUUGACUGGAAAUCCCAUUUGCGCUGGAUACCUGAACCUCGAUACAGUGAUGCCCCAUUUCCACACAUCAAAGAUAUAAAGUUUCCAGAUGAAAGGAAACUGAUGAGAUCCUUCCCACAGGCUAAUAUGAUGUCAGAGUCCGAGUGGAGCUUUUAUCCAAACUUUGGACAGCCCAAGACCUAUCACACUGGAAAGAAAUGUUAUAUGGAUGGCAUUAAUCAUACGAGAAGCAUGAGAUGCAUUUCAGAAAAUUCCCUGGAAUCAUCCAUGGGGAGGAAAAAGCAGGACAAAUGCAGCAUCCCAUUAACAAAGGUCAGGCCAUUUCUAGUUCCUGAGUACAGCCCUGACUUUCACAAAUAUGAAUCAACACUACGCAGGACCACUUUUGGGUCUGGGUCUUUUGCCACAUUCAAAUCAUUUUUACACCUAAAGCCCCAACCAAAAGACAUCAGUCCACCGUAUGCAGAGAAACAUAAAAGUCGUCUGCGAGAGGAGGACAUUCUUGAAGUCCAGAGUUUGAGCAGUUGGAGGCCAGCACCAGACAUCUAUGACAGGACAGUUUUACAGGACACCUCAUUUGUAAGGUGUUGAAAUCAUGCUUACGUAUUUUUAGAACAAACAAAAUGCAUUUUCUUUCCUUUAACACCACCUCAUGGCUUUCCAUCGAGACAUUGUUCAGCACCAGCUUCACAUUGGAAAGGACUGAAGCAUUAUUUGCCCUAUUAGUUAGGGCUCCAUCAAAUAGAUUGUCCUUAAUUCCCUGUCAAAUGAAUUAAGAUCUUGGCCCAGCAUUUAAUCGCAGGAUAAAAUAGGGAGCAGUAGUUGUGUUGGCAAGUAGUUAA